Knipowitschia caucasica is the source of this 1203-nucleotide messenger RNA. The record is from the annotation of a GenBank genome assembly. Lineage: Eukaryota; Metazoa; Chordata; Actinopteri; Gobiiformes; Gobiidae.
AUGCUACAGAAACUCGUCAUGCUACAGAAACUCGUCGUGCUAAAGAAACUCGUCAUGCUAAAGAAACUCGUCAUGCUACAGAAUCUCGUCAUGCUACAGAAACUCGUCAUGCUACAGAGACUCGUCAUGCUACAGAAACUCGUCAUGCUAAAGAAACUCGUCAUGCUACAGAGACUCGUUAUGCUAAAAAAACUCGUCAUGCUACAAAGACUCAUCAUGCUAAAGAAACUCGUCAUGCUAAAGAAACUCGUCAUGCUACAGAGACUCGUCAUGCUACAGAAACUCGUCAUGCUACAGAGACUCGUCAUGCUAAAGAAACUCGUCAUGCUACAGAUACUCGUCAUGCUAAAGAAACUCGUCAUGCUACAGAAUCUCGUCAUGCUAAAGAAACUUGUCAUGCUACAGAAACUCGUCAUGCUACAGAGACUCGUCAUGCUAAAGAAACUCGUCAUGCUACAGACACUUGUCAUGCUAAAGAAACUUGUCAUGCUACAGAAACUCGUCAUGCUACAGAGACUUGUCAUUCUACAGAGACUCGUCAUGCUAAAGAAACUCGUCAUGCUACAGAAACUCGUCAUGCUACAGAGACUCGUCAUGCUAAAGAAACUCGUCAUGCUACAGAGACUUGUCAUGCUACAGAAACUCGUCAUGCUACAGAAACUUGUCAUGCUACAGAGACUCGUCAUGCUACAGAAACUUGUCAUGCUACAGAGACUCGUCAUGCUAAAAAGACUCGUCAUGCUACAGAAACUCGUCAUGCUAAAGAAACUUGUCAUGCUAAAGAAACUCGUCAUGCUAAAGAAACUCGUCAUGCUAAAGAAACUCGUCAUGCUAAAGAGACUCGUCAUGCUACAGAAACUCGUCAUGCUACAGAAACUCGUCAUGCUAAAGAAACUUGUCUUGCUACAGAAACUCGUCAUGCUACAGAAACUCGUCAUGCUACAGAGACUCGUCAUGCUACAGAAACUCGUCAUGCUACAGAAACUCGUCAUGCUACAGAGACUCGUCAUGCUAAAGAAACUUGUCAUGCUAAAGAAACUCGUCAUGCUACAGAGACUCGUCAUGCUACAGAGACUCGUCAUGCUACAGAAACUCGUCAUGCUACAGAAACUCGUCAUGCUACAGAGACUCGUCAUGCUACAGAAACUCGUCAUGCUACAGAAACUCGUCAUGCUACAGAGAACCAACUUCAGAAGAAAUUGA